AAGGGACAGCUCUGCAGUGUUCCUGAAGAGAGAUUCCAUGGGGACGGUCCCCGACCCUCUGAGAGCGGCUAAAACCUCCCUGAUUGCAGCUUCUGGAAAAGAAGAGACUCUGGGAGAGCUGCGGGCGUCCGCACCCCUGCACAGACCGGCUCUCUUGUGUAAGAAUGCCAAUGGCUUUUCAGGGGCCCCAGCAGAAGCAGACCUCAGCCCCGGGGAAGCUGCUGAGGCCCUGAUGCAGGCUUGUGAGCAUGAGACCGCCCAGCCAGACAUGUCUUCCCCUGGGGUCUUUAAUGAAGUAGAGAAAGCAUCUCCUCCACUCAACUCUCCCGGCAGCCCCCAGCCUCCAGGGAGCAGCCAGCCCCCAGCAGCAGCCCCAGGUUCCGCAGCAGGAAAGGCAUCGUUUACAAUGCCAGCUGAUCGGCACACACCCCAGGUGGUCACAGGCCACUGGUCCAGUGCCAGCCCUUCUUCCGUACCUGGAGAUUUCCCAGGGAAAUCACAGAGCACCUCAAAUGAGGAACAACCUGAGAAGCCAAGUUGUCCUGCAGGAGACACCUGUGGAGGCAGCAAAGGUCACGUGUCCUGUGAGUUUCCUUCACAAACUGCAGUCCAGGGAACACUGCAGGCUUCAGAUACAGCAGCCGGGCUGGCCACUCAUUCACCCUCUACCGUAGGUGGCCCUGAAGGGGAGAGACAGCCAGCCGCCUGUGACUCUGACGCUAGGCCCUGUGAACCUCCUGCAGGAGAUGGAUGCUCUGAGAACAAGCAGUCCUCUCCCACCACCUCUGACCCCCAAGAUACAACUUCUGUGACACCUCAACCACUCCCUCCCACCAGUGAAGGCUCAGCAUGUCCUCCAGAUCCAGAGAAGGAGGGGCUGCUGGCACAACAGCAGAUGCUGAGGUUCAGAGAAGCCAGCACGAUGACCAGCCACACUGACCGUGAGACCCAGGAGGCUCCCGGCAGGGCCCGGCAAGAUGCAGAGGUGCAGGCGGUAGCCAGCGUGGAGAGCAGGGCCGUCUCCACCAGCCCCAGCAUCCUCACUGCCUUCCUAAAGGCAAGCCCUGCUCCUCUGCACUCGGAACACGAGCAGCUGAGUGUGAUCUGCCACAGCGCUGGCAGUCGGGGCCACAAGUUGGAGCUCUCCCAGGGCACACAAGUCCCUCGGGAGUCUGGUCAGUGCUCUGGCAUCAUGCCUCAGGUGCGCAUUCAGACAGCUGCAGCUGUCUCCGCAGCUUUCCCAGGGGGCAGGAAACCAGAGACCCCACCAGGCGAGGUCGUGGAAACCUCGUCAAUCAAUGUGGCCUCCAGGAAUGCCCAGGAUAUGUGUAAAGAUGGGAAGUCAGCAGGAAUGACCCCAGCGAGGGAAGAACCAACCGCUAAACAGCUGCCAGAUACUAAUUCUCGCCCCCUGAAAGCUGACCCCACUGACCACAUCUCUACCAAAGCGGGCAGUCAAGCUGAAACAAGGCAUGGACUGGGGAAAUUUAACACCAAGCCGUCUGUGCAAACCACAAAUGGCCACAGAACAGACCCAGAUUGCCAACUGUUGGCCUCUUGCAGUCCUGCCAUCGAAGCUGACCAGUCCGGAAGCUUGGGUCCCACUAACACAAGGGAGAAGAAGCCUGCGUCUCCACAGAUAGUAAGAGAACAAGAGUCUCCUGGCCCUGAUACCCCAGAGGCCAAAACCCUGCUGCUCAAUCCCAAAGCUCAAGAAAGUGGAGGCACAGCGGCCGCUGCUAGUCCUACUCCUUCUCCGAUUAGAAAGACCCAGGAGGGCACCUCCGAAGAAAACAGACAGCCCAAGACAGCCACAAGCCUGAGCCUGCCCUCGGAUUCCCUGGGUGACUCCAGCCCGGGUUCUGGCAAGAGGACCCCUUCUCGCUCGGUCAAAGCCAGCCCGCGCAGGGCCAGCCGGGUCAGCGAGUUCCUCAAGGAGCAGAAGUUAAACGUGACAGCAGCUGCCGCUCAAGUGGGACUCACUCCAGGCGAUAAGAAAAAGCAGCUCAGCUUGGAAUCCAAGCUUCAGCUGAAACAGUCCAAGCGCGUCAAGGAUGUCGUGUGGGAUGAGCAGGGAAUGACGUGGGAAGUGUACGGGGCAUCCUUGGACCCGGAGUCCCUGGGAAUCGCCAUCCAGAACCAUUUACAAAGACAAAUCAGGGAACAUGAGAAAUUAAUCAAAACCCAAAACAACCAGCCCCGGAGAUCCAUUUCCUCGGAUACUUCAUCGAAUAAGAAGCUCAAAGGCAGGCAGCACCGCGUUUUCCAGUCCAUGCUGCAGAACUUCCGGCGCCCCACCUGCUGCGUGCGUCCGGCCCCGUCCUCCGUGUUAGACUGAAAAGGAGCGGGUUUGGAGGUCUGUGUGCACUUAGGGUCUCAGUCCGUGUGCACCUGCGUCAAGGCUUUGCUGAGUGUUCUUCUGUGUGACCAGGAAGAAAAAGCAAGCAUGAACUAUAGGAAAUUGCUUUUAAAAAUCAUUAGGUCCUUUGGCUGGAGCUCUAAAAAUAAAAACAUCAUUUCAAUUUGAAAGACAGAACAAGCAAAGAGAAGCAAGCUCCACGGAAGGUUUGCAACUUUAAGUGGAAAUAAUAUUCACUGGGGUUUUUUUUCUAUAAAUAUUGGUGUUGCUCAUAGAAAUAGCAUUAA
Messenger RNA from Otolemur garnettii (small-eared galago), 2646 nucleotides. It is a transcript of the gene GPRIN3, whose product is annotated as GPRIN family member 3. Gene Ontology annotation, biological process: neuron projection development. The coding region runs from base 38 to 2338 and encodes 766 amino acids. Gene Ontology annotation, cellular component: plasma membrane. The transcript has a single exon. The record is from RefSeq and is a predicted model, not a curated record. NCBI's taxonomy places the organism in Eukaryota, Metazoa, Chordata, Mammalia, Primates, Galagidae.